AUGGCGAACGCGCAACUCUCCCAGAAGCUGGGCCAGGCCCUUGCACAGCAGUUUGAGAAGUUUGCGAACGUAGUUGUGGGUGCCACCCCCGAUGCCAGCGAGACGGCAUUCGUCGACAUCCUGCGGUGGAGGAUCGGCCAGCUCACCAACUCGCCGGGGGGCAGGACGGACGCCCUGGUCUCCAAGCGCAGGAUGUGGACGGAGAUCAUGUUUCUGGACGCCGCUAUCCAGAUCGCGGGGGAUAGGGGAGUGCUGGCCGAGGGGCAGGCCAAGGAGAUCGAGAUUCUGGCCUUCGACUGGAUCAUCAACGGCGAGAAACACGUGGACUCGCGCUUCCCAGACCUCAUCCCACUGCGCGACCGGGUCAUGACCAAGGCGGCUGAGCUACUGGGCGUGCUCUCGGCCACCAGCCUGGACAACAUCACCGCGCGCUUCCUGAAGGAGGUGGGGUCCCGCCUGCAGGCCGACUCCGCCUCCUUCAUCAGGCAGGAGCUGCUAAACUUGUGCAACGGCCUCCGCUUCAUCAGGCUCAGGGCCGGCACCUCCGAAGAGCUGCGUGCAUCCAUCGCCUUCCUGGAGGCCGCCCACCCGCUCAAGCACGUGGCCUCCGACAAGAAGUCUCGGGUGCAGCAGAGCAUCUGCGACAUGCUGUCCUGCAUCCUGCAGCCCAUCGUGGACGGCGCCGACGCAGGGUCCUUUGGCGCCGGCUGCGAUCAGGGCCUGAUCCGGCGCUGGUUCACGGUGAUCUCGGUGCUGCGCCUGGACAUCCUCAAGUGGACCACCAAGCAGGCCAAGCAGGCCAGCGCGGGGCUGCCCCUCCUCACUCUCCUCACCUGCAUGGAGACCGACAAGCAGAUGCUGGCCAACGUGGACGGCAUGGUGGACCUCCUCCAGCGCCAGCUCAAGGACAAGAAGAAUGCCGGCGUGGCCGCGCUGUGUAUCUGCAGGUGCGUCUGCGCCUACGUGCUCAGAUUUGCGGGGCGCUGGGACGGCGCCACCGUCUCCAAGUGGGUAGCGCGGGCCACCAGCCUGGUCCUGCAAAACUUCUCCAAAGGAGGCCUCCCCGGCCCGGAGAUGCAGGAGCUGGUGCGAAUGCUGUGCGUCAACAUCACCAAGCGCCUGCCAGAGCACGGGUCGGCGCUCAUCACCGACCUGCUGCAGUACGAUGGCGUGAACAUGAACUGGGAGGCCUGCAUGUCUGGCGUGUCCGCCAUCCUCACCCUCCUGGCCGAGGUGCCGGCGCGCCUGGCCGGCGCCAACGACCCCGUCCACCUGCCGGCCACCGCCGGGGAGCUGGAGCGGCUGGGCGGCACCGCCUGGCUGCCGGAGAAUUACGACCUGGACCGCCUCCUGCCCCUCAUUGAGCAGGGCUACAACUGCCUGGAUGCCCUGAGCAUGGGGCCCGCCCUCUCCGCUCUCUCCGUGUCCCUCAGCAAGGUCAUCCAGCAGGCGCACAACCUGCACGGCCACUCGCGCUUCAGCACCACCAACAGAUCCUUUGGCGAUGUGCCCGGGCGGGAGCGGGUCGGCGCGCUGCCCGUCUUUGUGGCCGCCCUGCAGUGCCUGCCGUUUGUCGUGCCAUCCCACUGGGCCGACGGCCGCCUUUGGGAGGACCUGCCGGCCUAUGCCAUCCACGGCGACCCCGCCAUGCGCAAGGUGGCGGUGUUGGUCCUGCACCGCUGCCUCACGGGCCUGCCCUCCAAGCGCGACCAGCUGGUCAGCAGCAUGGCCUCCUUCUGCGUCCGCCUCCCUGAUGACCUCCCAGAGGCGGUGGAGGAGGUGCUGGGUCUGUUGCUGGCCCUCAUGCGCAGCUGGAUGCAGGCAGCGGCCGGCGAGCGGGGCGCCACCGCAGGGUUGACCAGCCUCAAGGCUGUAGAGGCCGCCGCGUUGGCACUCCUUUGCGCCAACAGCACCCAGGUGCGGGGCCUGGCGCUCCAGCUGGCCCGCCUGACCAAGGACCUGCACGGCCUGUCGACAGCGGCCGCCGAGUCGGAGGGGCCUGCGGUGGUGAGGGAGUGCUACUGGGACAUCGGGCGCUGGUCCGACAUCUGGCGGCUGUGGCGGCCGCUGCCCCCCGGCCCGCUGACCCUGGAGAGGUGCAUGCGCAUCAGCCAGUCCAACGAGGCAAGGCUGCUGGGCUGUUUGGGAGGUGCAGUGGACAUCUUCCGCUGGGCACGCAUCAUGUGCGAGAUCUUCAAGGAGGCCUGGGCCCGGGUGCAGGACGUGGCACAGCUGGCCCAGAUCGAGAUCGCCAUUAAGCUGCAGGCGCUGACCGUGCUGGACUCGGCGGGGCGCCCGCCGCUGCCGCAGGAGGGUCGGUAUGCGCCCACGGCGGUGUAUUGCCUGGCGCUGGCCGCCGGCCCCGCCUCCGUCCCCGACCCGCCGCGCGAGACGGUCUUCUCCAAGAGGGACUACGUGCGCCUGAUGGUGACCAGCGUGCGCGCGGGUCUGGACUUUCACCAGUCCAUCGCCGCCAUGGCGCUCGGCAAUGUGCACCCCACCUGCCAGUCGCUGGUGGUGCAGGAGUGCAUGCUGCUCACCGAGGACUACCUCGUCGACCGCCAAAUGCAGCGCAGCAUCAGCGUGUCGGUGCCCGGCAUGGGGCGUGCGCACAAGCUGCGCCGGGACGACGUGAGGCUGACGCAUGCCCACAUCUACCGCGUACUGUGCGCCAACCUGCCCCCCAUGAUCCUGCAGACCAACCAGAUGCUGCGCGGCAAGCUGGUGCAGUUUGUCGCGGAGACGGCACGGCACAUCAACACCCUGCCCGAGCUGUCGCCGGAGCUGCAGCAGCUGCGCCACUGCCUCUGCACCGUGGCGCGGCAGUGCGCCAUGCAGCUGGCAGACGCGCUGCCGCAGGACUUCACGGCCGACACGCGGCGAACCCUCUUCGACAUGUUUUCCAACUACUGCGAGGAGGGGACACCAGGUCAGUUCCGUAGCGAGCUGCGGCGUGGCGUCCUGCUGGCCAAGUCCAAGAUCAAGGACCCCGACCUCGCCCGGCAGAUGGAGGUCGACAUCCAGGGCGCGAGCGACAACCUGGAGUUCAGCGCCUACCUGGGCAUGGCCACGAUGCUGCGCGGCGCGCUGUUCAAUGCAGACAUCCGCAACCCCCACGGCCGCAUCCUGACCUGGAUCGACAGGAUGCUGGCCAAGCCCCAGACGCUGCAGCCGGGAGCCCAGGGCCGGCACUGCUGGGGUCCGGACACACACUGGGUGGGCUGCGCCGCUCUGCGCAACCUGCUGACCUCCAACCCUGAACUGGCUGCUGUCUACGUCAACCGCUCUUACUCCAAGGAGCUGGCCGUGCUGGCGGAGGUGUAUGGCACGAUGAGCGGCGUGUUGCCCCUCCAGCGCCACAUCCUCGUCAGCCUGGUGCUGCACAAGGUGGCGGACGCCGACCCGGGCAUCCGCUCCGCGGCGCGCAGCCUGCUGGGCAUCAUGCGCCAGCACGCCUCGGUGGGAGAAGGAAAGCCAGCACACGAGGUGGAGGCGCCGGAGGAGUCUCCCGACGCCCUGGUAGUGGUGGGUGCCCUGACGGUGUCACAGAAGGCGUACCAGAUGUCUCUGUCGGCCCAGCUGGCGGAGCAGUACACCAGCAUCGGCGAGGCCUUGGCCAUCGAGGUGCUCAAACGACAGCUGACCAACGACACCGACUCCGAGGCGCUGCUGUGCCUCUGCCCCUGGCUGGCCAGGAUCACGCUGAGCACGCAGUGGCAGGGCGAGUGGGCGGAGGCCUUCCUGAACCUGCUGUUCGAGACCACCACCAAGCGCAGCAGCCGGCAUGGGUACCAGAUCCAGCAGCUCUGGUCCACCAUUGCCGAGAAUCGCCGCAAUGUCGUCCCCGUGCUGGAGUUCCUGCUCAACAAGAGCCUGCAGGAGAACCACCAGAAGGGUGAAUGUAGUGUUUCCGAGCUGACGACGUUCAGGACGGGGAAGCAGGCGGCGCUUUUCCUGGCGCGCAUCGCGCCGCGGCAGACCAUUGAGCACCUGACCUACGAGCUGGAGAAGCAGAUCGAGGAGGAGCACCCCUCCCUGGACGCGCGCACACCGUCCACCCCGCAGACGCCCAAGGCGAGGCUUGGGCCGGGUGGGAUCCUGGAGUACCAGAGCACCAUCUCCAGCCAGAAGAGCGAGGCCAUGGACCAGUACCUGUGGCGCAAGUCUGGGCGGUCGGAGGCCUCGUCCACCAGCUUUGCUGGCGAGUCGGGGGUGGGCCGGCACACCUCACUGGACGAGAAGAAGGCCGGCUCCGAGAACUCACGGGUCUACCUGACGCGUGCUGAGGUGGCGCUCAUCUUGCUGAGCGAGGUCGCCAUCGAGCAGGACGAGGAGUUCCGGCCCCACCUCCACGUGCUCCUGCAUGCCGCCACCCUGAACUCAGACAGCUCGAGCCUGCUGGUGCGGAGGGAGGCGGCGCGCCUGCUCGUCUUCCUGCUCUACAGCUUGGCCCUGAAGCACCUCGGCCCCGGCGCGGACCGGCGCUCGGGCGAGUACGCCACGCUUUCCUCCCUCAUCGAGGCGCUGCAGGCCAAGGACGGCGAGCCCCUGUGGCAGCGCGAGCGCCCCACCCUGGUCAACCCCUUUAUUCCCAGCGCAGCCAUGGUGGCCUCCUUCGUGAACAAGGUGGUGCGCUGCUUCCACUUUGACACCGACCUGCGCGAGCGGUGGUGGGGCGAGGCCCUCAAGUGGGCCUGCGCCGCCCACUCCCGCCACCUGGCCAGCCGCUCGCACCAGAUCUUCUGCGCGCUGCGCCCCACGCUGAGCAGCCUGUCGUGCAAUGCCAUGCUGGCAGCGCUGCAGAAGUGCAUGAUCAACGCCGACCUGCAGAAGCUGGACACGGCAGUGGAGGUGUUGUGCACGCUCAAGGAGCUGCUAUCCAACAUCGAGCCCGCCAAGUUCCUGCUCUACCCCCAGCUCCUCCUCGCCGCGGUCUCCCUGUUGAACAGCAGCGUGGUGAAGAUCGGGGAGCUGACCAUGGCCGUGCUGCUGGAGGCCCUGCAGAACCUGGACUUGAGCGACAGCUUCAUCCGCGGCAGCCUGCUGGCCCUGUCCGCCUGCUCCCGGCCCCAGGAGCCGGUGCAGGCUCGGGAGCCGGUGCAGGCGGGGACGCGCGGCCAGCUGGCGCGCUGGGAGCUGGGGGAGAACCUGUUCCAUGACCUGGGCGACGCCGACGAGGCCUGCCAGCUGGUGUGCCUGCAGCAGCUAAUCAUCAAGGGCCUGUUCCAGCCCAACACCGAGAUCGUGGCGCUCAAGGUCCUGGGUGCCCUGGCGGCCCAGGUGGCGGCCGAGGAGGAGUCGGCGGCGCCGCUGGCCUCGGCGGGGGAGUGCGUGUCCAGCACCCACCUCUGCGACAGCAGCAUCUGCAGCCCGGUCGGCGACACGCUGUCGGCGGUGCUCGGCGACACCCUGCUGGGCCUGGUGCUGACCAUCGCGGCCACGCUGCCCUCCCUUCACGUCCACAUCGCCGCCGGCACCCACACCGCCGACAUCUCCUGCUUCGUGGAGUCGCUGGCGCUGGCCUGCGAGGCGGUGGGCUGGCCCGAGGUCGCCUGCGCCUACAUGGCCGUGGCGCAGGCGCUGCAGGACCCGACGUCGCGCGACAUGUCCUGGGCGCCGGCGCUGGUGCGCAUUGUGGCGCUCCGCGCCUUCCCUGCCCACGGACGCUGGGUGCUGCAGCGCUUUGUGGAGACCGUGGAGCGGGGGAGCGAGGAAUACCAGGCGGCGGGCCUGCUCAUCCUCAGGGCCCUGUUUGAGGUGGAGGAGCUGGACCUGGGGUCCAGCUUCGGGGAGGCGGACCAGGCCCGCUUCGCUGGCGUGCUGUCCCCCUUCAUCUGCACCUCCUUGGGAUGCUGGGCCCUGCACGUCAUGAAGGCCGCGGUCAACAAGGGGGCGCGGGCGGCGCCUGCGCAGCAGCAGGAUCAGGACGGCCUUGGGGUCGUGCUGGGCUGGCCCCACUCCAUCGACGAGCUGGGCACCUCCAACAAGCUGUGCAGCCAGAGCCUGGAGCGCUUUGUCACGGCCUGCGCAGGCAUGGACCGGAACGCGAUGCAGGUGCUCCCCUUCAUCAAGUAA
This is a messenger RNA of Auxenochlorella protothecoides, 6075 nucleotides long. RefSeq names its product Protein furry. The transcript is spliced from 37 exons. Bases 1 to 6075 code for a protein of 2024 amino acids. NCBI's taxonomy places the organism in Eukaryota, Viridiplantae, Chlorophyta, Trebouxiophyceae, Chlorellales, Chlorellaceae. The record is from RefSeq and is a predicted model, not a curated record. Gene Ontology annotation, biological process: cell morphogenesis. Gene Ontology annotation, cellular component: site of polarized growth; cell cortex.